Trichoderma reesei QM6a is the source of this 1980-nucleotide messenger RNA. Its product is annotated as N-terminal binuclear Zn cluster-containing/DNA binding domain-containing protein. Gene Ontology annotation, biological process: DNA-templated transcription. Gene Ontology annotation, cellular component: nucleus. The transcript is spliced from 3 exons. NCBI's taxonomy places the organism in Eukaryota, Fungi, Ascomycota, Sordariomycetes, Hypocreales, Hypocreaceae. Bases 1 to 1980 code for a protein of 659 amino acids. Gene Ontology annotation, molecular function: DNA-binding transcription factor activity, RNA polymerase II-specific; DNA binding; zinc ion binding. The record is from RefSeq and is a predicted model, not a curated record.
AUGCACGAGAGUCAGCAGCGGCAGAGCGGCGGCAGGCCGUACAGAUCUCACCUGCGGCCGGCGUGUGUGCCGUGCCGCCGCAGAAAGUCGCGAUGCCAGACCGCAGGCGAUGCUGCCGUCUGCCUGACCUGCCGUGCCCAUCAGACCGAAUGCUACUUUCCCGGCGACUCGCGGGAAUCUGCAUCUUCGGAACCUGCCCGCCGACGCCGCCGUGUGGAAGCCCGGCCCUCGUCUUCUGAGCCUUCCGGAGCGAGCCCCCUGAGGGUUGCACAGGCCGCGGCAUCAUUCCGCGAGGGCUCCAAGGCCAAUACAUCUGCGCCUGUGGUUGGGCCAGUGCCGAAUAUUCCUCCGAGACCUAUCGCCGGCAUGUCGAGAACCGGUCAAACCUAUCACGACCCCGAGGAAGAGUCAACGCUGGCACUGGGCUCCGACGAUGACCAGCACCUCAAUCUACACAUAGUAGGACCUGCUGCUACGAACGACAGCCAGGUGUUGUCCACAUAUCUCUCGGGUAUCCCCGGUGCAACCCGGAGUACGCGGAUGAUUAUCCCGGAGCCCGCAAGCUGUUCGCGGCCAGUGCUGUUUACCGAGGUUCAGAAGAGGCCGUUCGGCGUCAAGUUGAAUCGUAGCCCUUCAGCUGAGAAGCUGGAGAUCAUUGAGAAACUCCUGGAGCCUCAUAACGAGGCUGUUAUUGACGAAUACUUCAGAAAAGUGAAUGUGUGCCUUCCGCUGUUGGAUGAAGCCUCAUUCCGCCGUCAAUACCAGGAAGAUAAGACGCGGAUCUCGCCGGCGCUCAUGGCCUGCCUGUACGCGCAUACGAUUGUGUAUUGGCAGAGCUCGCCUAUUCUGAGCCGCUACAGGUGCCCAGAGAGCCGCUUCAUCUGGAACCUUGCCAACGAGGCAGUAUAUUCCGAGCUCCAUCUAUCACCUGGCAUGUCUAUCAUCAAAGCGAUCGUGCUGAAUGUAGGCGGACGCCCUACUACCUCUCUGAUAGGCAACGGGGUGUUACUAGGGUCUGCAGUUUCAAUGGCACAUUCUCUAGGGCUGAAUCACAAUCCUCUCCCGUGGAAGAUUCCGCAGCAGGAAAAGUAUCUUCGCAUGAAGAUUUGGUGGGCGCUGUUGGUCCAUGACAGAUGGACAAGCCUGGCGCACGGCACGCCGCCUCACAUCCAGAGAUCACAGUACGAUGUGCCUCCGCCGACUCUGGAGUAUCUUGGCGAGACUCUGACAGAGACCAACAACCCACGGUCUGAGCUGAGAGCCAACGUCUUUAUCUCGCUGGUAACGCUGAGCGAAGUAUUGGGCCGGUUUUUGCAAUAUGUGUACUGCGUUGGGCGAGAUAAGCCGACGACCACCGAUCUCGAGCAUGCAUUGCAUCAAUGGAUUGAGACGCUGGAGGGCCCCUGUCGUCGGAUUGUCCUCCGCGGGUCUCAUCUGGACGUCACCGGGGCAGCAAACCUUCGCCUGGCAUUCCUGACUGCUAAACUGCUUCUGCAGCGGAUACAGCUCGAGGCCGAGAAGCAAGGAGACUGCGUCAACGAAGAGGGUGUAAUGAACCGCUAUUCGGAAGCACGCAUGACUUCCGAGGAGAUUCUCAUGCUCAUCCAGGACCUCCAGCCGGAGAAUCUCGGUGACUUCUGGAUGUCCGUGAGCGCCUUUUCCUUCCCGGCCGCCGUCAACUUUUUGCUACGAUGCGCGCUGGAGACGGAGAAUUCUCCCGAAGGCCUCGCCCAGAGCCCCUCGUUCAAAAUCGCCCGCGAUCUCAUCACCACGCUCCGCUCGCACCAGGAGCAGCACAGGUGGGAUCUGGGCGACGUCUGCCUUGCCCAGCACGCCGAGAUUGUAGACAAGAUGCUCACGGGCGCGGUGCCGGACGAGCAGGGCGGCAACAAUAGCAGCUUGGACCUGCAGGACUUUGACGUAUCGAUCCUGGACCACAUCUUCCCAAGUGUAUGGGACCCUUUGCAGAAUGCUUGGUAG